Molecule: messenger RNA, 1293 nt
Organism: Orycteropus afer afer
Lineage: Eukaryota; Metazoa; Chordata; Mammalia; Tubulidentata; Orycteropodidae
Gene: ALLC
Product: allantoicase
Exons: 12
Coding region: 1-1293 (430 amino acids)
Biological process (GO): allantoin catabolic process
Molecular function (GO): allantoicase activity
Source: RefSeq, a predicted model, not a curated record
AUGGCUGACUAUCCAAAGGAGAGAAAAUUUCCAGACUUCAUUCAGUUGAUUGACAUGGCAUCUGAGUCUGUAGGAGGAAAGAUUUUAUUUGCAACAGAUGACUUUUUUGCUCCUGCAGAAAAUCUUAUAAAGAGUGAUGCCCCAAGUUUUAAAGAGAAUGAAUAUACUGAGUUUGGGAAAUGGAUGGAUGGCUGGGAGACCAGAAGGAAAAGGAUUCCAGGUCAUGAUUGGUGUAUCAUCAAAUUGGGAAUACAAGGAAUUAUUCGAGGUUUUGACGUGGACAUUUCUUACUUCACAGGAAAUUAUGCUCCCCGAAUAUCAAUUCAAGCAGCAAACUUACCAGAAGAUAAACUACAAGAAAUCUCAGAAAGAGGAAUCAGAACCGGAACUGCAGCCACACCUGAGGAAUUUGAAACUAUUGCUGAGCUGAAUUCUGAAAACUGGAAUUACUUGGUUCCCAUGGAGGAACUUAAACCAGGAGACCCUGGUUCCAGUCACAAUUAUUUUCCUGUGAGUUCCCAGCAGAGAUGGACUCAUAUACGACUCAACAUUUUUCCAGAUGGUGGAAUUGCACGUCUUAGAGUAUAUGGUAUUGGACAAAAAGAUUGGACUGCAACUGAUCCCAAAGACUCUUUAGAUCUAGUGGCCAUUGCUUAUGGGGGUGUCUGUGUAGGAUUUAGUAAUGCACAUUUUGGGCACCCAAACAAUAUGAUAGGAAUAGGCAGUGCAAAGUCUAUGGCAGAUGGUUGGGAAACUGCAAGGAGAUUGGACAGGCCACCAAUAUUACAAAAUGAUGAGAAUGGCAUUCUCCUGGUUCCUGGCUGUGAAUGGGCAGUUUUCCGCCUGGGACAUCCUGGCGUCAUAACUCAAAUUGAAGUAGAUACAACACAUUUUAAAGGCAAUUCUCCUGCCAAUUGUAAACUUGAUGGUUGUAUCCUGACAACUCAAGAGGAAGAAGACAUGAUUAAGAAAAAGUGGGAUCUUCCAGCCCAUAAAUGGAAAUUACUGCUUCCAGUCACAAAGCUAUGCCCAAACGAGAAUCACCUGUUUGACAGUCUAACUUUGGAGCUCCAAGAUGUCAUCACUCAUGCAAGGCUGACCAUCGCCCCUGAUGGGGGUGUAAGCCGUCUCCGGCUCAAGGGCUUCCCAAGCUCCAUCUGCCUUCUACGGCCACGGGAAAAGUCCGUGAUGAGAUUCUCAGCUCUCACGCUCAGAGACGAGGGCAAAAACAGAAUCCCAGACCCAAACUGGGACCCCCACCCACUUUUGGCAGGCAUCUCACCUGACAACUAG